AUGGAUAAUAAUAUUAAGGAGCUAAUUAAAAGGGAAAAAGAGCGAAGGAAAUUAUUAAGAGACCAAAAGAAAAAAAGUGAACAAAAUACUGAGAAAGACCAAAAUGAUUUUUCUUUAAAAAUUAAAAAUAACAAUGAAGAGAAUGAAGAAUACGAAAAAAAUAACAACAGCAUACAGGAAUACAAAGAUAAUAAUAUUGUAAGUGUAAUAAAAAAUAAGGAUAAUGUUACACUCAAAAAGGGUGGCUCAAAUUCAAAUAUAAAAAGAGUACAUUUUGAAGAGCCAGCAACACCGUUAAAUAGGAUUAAUAAAGAUAAUAAUUUACAAAAUGCAUUUAUGGAUUAUUUUGAUGAAGAUGAUGAAGAAGAUGAUAUACAAGAUAAAAGUUCCCCUUCUACUACAAACAAUUUAAAGGUUAAUAGCCAAAAUAAUAAUAAAGGCAUUCCAAAGAAUUUCUUUGAUAUUCCAGUUUCCACAAAUGCUGGGAAUAGUUCCUUUGCUCAAGGAAAAGAAAAAAAUUUUAAUGGUGAAUUAUCAGACGAUGAUGAAACAUAUAAUGAUACACACAAGGGCACAACUAGCGAGCAAAGGAUAUAUGAAAAUAAUAGAUAUGGUAUAGGAGGUUUGUUACCCUCCAAUGAAAAAGAAGAAAAUGUGGAAGUGAUAGAAACAUAUGAAAUAAUUGAUCAACCUGUUGAUAAAAUAGACAUUGAAUGGGGAGAAGAUUUUCGAAAAAAAAUUCAAAAAAAGAGAAAAGGAAUAAGCAUUUACGAAGAUUAUGAAAAUGAAGAUGAUGAGGAAAAUGAAUUAAAUGAAGAGAAUCAUAAGAAUAAACAAAUUGACAGUGAAGAAAAAAAUGAUGAAAAUGGAAACGGUUUAAUGAACUUGUUUAAUACCGAAAUAUAUGAUAGUGAACACUUCAAAAUGUUAGACACAGCAUAUUACGAAGAGUUGGAAUACCUACAUAAAUUGCUGAUAGAAAAAAAAAAAAAUAUAUUAGGUGAUUUACAUGAGGAAGAGCAUGACCAAAAUGAAGAGAAAGAUAACGCGAUAUUAGAUGAGUUAGAUGAGUUCCAUAAAAAACAAAAUAAAAUAAAAAAUAAUAAUAACGAUACAUAUGAAAACUUUAAUAUUGAUGAAAUUUACGAAUUAUUGAAUAUAAAAAAAAAUAGUCAAUAUGGUUUUGGAACCAUUGGAACAAAUAUACAAAACAAUAAUAACGACAAAGAGUUACAUAAUAAAGAUAAGAAUAAAAAAAAUAAUAUUCCUAAAGGAUUUUUUGAUGAUAGGGAAAAAGAUAUUCUUGUUAGAGAAAAUGUUUCUUUAUCCAAAAUAAAUAAAAAGAUAGAAGAAAUUAAAAAACGAAAAAAAUUAUUUUUGAAGGAAUACAAAAAUACCGAAAAUUUAUUUGAAGAAAAAAAAAACACUUAUAUUGAUUAUCUAUAUGGCGAUAAAUUUGAUAAUAAAGAAAAUAUUCUUAAUGAAAUUAAAACCCAAACAAAUAAUUUAUAUAAUAAAAAAAAUGAAUUUAAAACAAAAGACGAAAAAAAAAAAAAAAAACAAAAACAAAAAGAAACAGAUAAUAAAGAUGAUGAGCUUUAUGAUUUUGAGAAUGAUCUUUUCGAUUGGAGAACAAAAAAUAUAUUCUCAUCACGAAAUAGCCAAAAAAAUUAA
Messenger RNA from Plasmodium vinckei vinckei, 1674 nucleotides. Its product is annotated as conserved Plasmodium protein, unknown function. The transcript has a single exon. Lineage: Eukaryota; Apicomplexa; Aconoidasida; Haemosporida; Plasmodiidae. The record is from RefSeq and is a predicted model, not a curated record. Bases 1 to 1674 code for a protein of 557 amino acids.